This is a messenger RNA of Lytechinus pictus (painted urchin), 7504 nucleotides long. RefSeq lists its product as uncharacterized. Gene Ontology annotation, molecular function: zinc ion binding; nucleic acid binding. The transcript is spliced from 3 exons. Lineage: Eukaryota; Metazoa; Echinodermata; Echinoidea; Temnopleuroida; Toxopneustidae. The record is from RefSeq and is a predicted model, not a curated record. Bases 6398 to 7501 code for a protein of 367 amino acids.
UGCGUUGCAGUUUAUUGAGCUCGAACGAGAAGUGCGACGAAGCUGGCCGUUAUUCGUUAAUAUUAAUAAUUCUUUUAAAGAAUACGGGUCAGAUAUGGACAACGACCUCGAAGACAUUUGCAGUAGGCUAAACAGAGAAAGAGAGGGAGAACCAAAACUACCUGUCCUGGCAUCACACUUGAGGAGGAGAUGAAGUCGGUUAUUGACGGUGAAUAUGACCUAGCCCGGGGGAGUUUCCAGAAGAAGGCCCAGAACCGCCGACCGCCAGGAGUGGAGGUCCUUCGUUGUUGCCCUACGUGCCAGGCGGCAUCAGGCAGUAGGUAAAUGAUGUAAGUUGAAAUGGAAGGUGUCCUGAAUCUGCACCCAGUCAUCUGGUUUCGUAACACCUUUCAUAGCGCCAUUGGAACCUGCUCCCUACCAGUAUAACAUCAAACAGAUUGGAAGAAUAACGGCCAAUGGGAAGUGCCUUUUAUACCCCUACUUGCCACACAGCAGUCUGUGGUUUAGCGCAAUCUAAACUUGAUUAUUGUAGCUCUUCGUGCUUGAAUUAGGGCGAUCUGGACCGACUGCAGAUAGUACAGAAUGCUGCACCUAUUGUGCCAUUUGCCAUACACCCACUUCGCUGGCUGCAAGUCAAGGAAAGGAUGUACAUGAACAUCAGUGUCCGUCUACUGAUUUUCAAAGUCAAUGACAGGGAUCCAGAUUACAUGUAUUAAAAGGAAUGCCUUGUGCGUCAUUUUCGUUCUAGGCGCACUUGCCUUUUUAUUUUUGUGAUCCUUAGUCUACCAUGCACCUACAAAUUAGCUACUGGUGAUGAAACUUUCUCCACUACUGCUCCAAGGCCAUGGAAUUAGCUCCAUCCUCUCCUCCAAUUUUUAACAACCUUGGAUCAAUAUCAUUUGAGAAGACCUACCACAUUCCUUAUCAUCUUUGCUCUGGACUUGGAACAACACUGUCACUGCCUGGUAAUUUGAAUUUUUUAAAAUCUCAUGUGCUGACUAGGAUGGCAUCUCAAAGUGCUUUGUAUCUCACAAAAUAGUGUGUUGUGUAAAAGAGAACAAGCAUUGAGGUCAAGCAUAAGGGUAACCAUGGAUAUGGCCUUUGAUUACUUUUUAACAAAACUGAAAAAAUUCAUCAAAAUAGGACAAGGAUAAUAAAGUAAUGUAUGACAUUCUAAGCUCUGCAUUAUUUUGGUGAAAGACCUCUAAGCAUAUGCAAGUAGCCUGCUGAUGAUGUCAUACAGACGUACACGUACAUGUAUCCCCAACUUAUUAUUUUGUAUAUAAAAUUGUGUAUUUAAAUUGGAUUGUAAACUGCAUUGAUGUGACUUACCUGUAUUGAUUAUUGCUGGAAGUUCUUUUGCUACAUGGGACCGGAAGACAUACUUAUUAUUUAUUACACAUGAAAUAAUUGCUAUUUCAUCUGGUAACAGAACAAUAAAAAUGUGGGCAUGAUAUCAUAAACUUAUCUACUUGCAUGUGUUAAUUUUUUUAUCUGAUUUUGAUAAAAUUUUCACUAUUUUGCAUGGUAAAUAUUACUUUAUUUAUCAUAGAUAUAAUUAUGUUGAGCCUGGAUAUACAAGUACCCCUUUAGAGAUAAAUUACCCCUUUAAAGAUAAAUUACCAGUUGUAGUAACAAUCUUAAAAUGAGUUCGAACAGAAUCCAAAUAUAGCUCGAGAAGAAAAUGCGUAAUUGCUGAGAAAUGAGCAAAAUAAGCAUGUAAAUCUAUCAAAUGUCAGGUAUUUUUCGAAUCAGUUAUAUUAAACUGUCCUGUCUCACAUAUGUUUUUCUGUGUUAGUGAUCAUCAGAAUUAUUGAUUUUAAAGAUAAAUUCCAGUUCUGGUAACGAUCUCAAAAUGACUUUUUACAGAAUCUAAUAUAAUGACCACCCAAGUGUCUGUAUGAAUAAAAAAUAUGUGCCAAAGGAUUCUGGAAGAAAUUGUGUAAUUGCUGAGAAAUAAGCAAAAUAAGCGCGGAUUCGGUCACUUCCGUCGGGUCUUUAUUCCAGAAAUAAUAAUACACUGUCCCACGUGUGCCUAUCUGUGUUGGUGAUCUUCAGUUUGAACCUUCUUAGCGUAGAUUUCAAGAUUUCACAAAGUUCAGUUUAUGUAACUGUACCAGAUCUAGAUCCUCAAUGAUAUACUGACAAUUAAGCCUGGUUUUACAGACUUUCUCAUGAAAUCAGUGUUUACUGCAACUACUGGCAUUUCUCUUUAAGUUCAAAAUUCAUGAUUUUACAAAGAUACAAGUUUACAUUAAUGUACCAGAUCUAGAUCAUGUACAAUAUUUUGACAAUUAACCUUAAUUUAAAAGACUUUUUCAAGAAAUAAUUGUUUGCUGCAACUACUGUCAUUUACCCCUAAGUGAUAAUGUAAUACAAUCACAAACUUUUCAUAAGAAUUAAUAUACAUGUAUGAUUCUUAAACCCAAAUGCAAGCUUCCAUAAAUCCUGAAAUCAAUGCAACUCUGGUAUUUUUUUUUACAUAUAGUAUAUUUUUACCUACAUUACAUAGAUCUCUAAAGUUGAAGGUAUAUUUAAUUACAAUUUCAACAAAAAAGCUAUAUUCUUGGAGAUCAUUAUUAUUCAUAAUGCCUCUGUUAUGUAUUAAUGUAUUAAUGUGUAUUUAUGUAUUGGUAUAACAAACAUUGUAAUUAUUUCAUUCCUUUGACCCUAAUACUGCAUUUUCAUAGAAAAGUGUUUUUUUUUUAAAAUCUAUUUCUUUUCCUUUUUUUGCUGGUAAUAUCAUGUUAUGCAACUUUUAUUUAUUAAUAGAAUAUUUGUCAUGAUUUCCUAAUUGAAAUGCGUACACGUAUUUGAUUUUGUUUUCCAUUUUUGUAUAUAUUCUUUUUCUGGGGGGGGGGGGGUCAUGUUCUUGAGACUGAGUCAAGUUAUGCAAGGCCCUGGCAUGGAAGAUCAUUAUAUUGUUACUGGGAAUGCUGGACAUUGUCAGACCACCUCAGUAUUCACCAACAAUAGAUAAUCCUCAAUGACAAGGUCUUUGAAGUGGUGUGUGUACAUUACAUGUAGAAUUUAAUUUAAACGUUUAUGUCAUCACGUCAGAAUACGUUAAAAUAUAUCAUAGUCGACUCCAAAAGACGUCAUAUUCAUUUCAAUAUGCGACGUCAAUAUGACGUCUAUUACUAGUCAGCAAUAUGUUUCAAAGUCGUCAUUCAGACGUCGUAGUUGACUUAUAAAGACGUCAUAAUUACAGCAAUAUGACGUCUGAAACUGGUCAGGAAUAGGUUACAAAGUUGUCAUUAAGACGUCGUAGUUGACUUUUAAAGACGUCAUAAUUACAUCAAUAUGACGUCUAAAACCGGUCAGGAAUAGGUUGCAUGGACGUCAUUACGACGUCGUCGUCGACUCUCGAAGACGUCAUAAUCACGUCAAUACACGACGUCAAGCUGACCCUUGAUACUGGUCAGGAAAACGUUGUAAAAACGUUGCAAAGACGUCAUUAAGACGUCGUAGUCAAUCUUGGAGACGUCAUAAUGACGUCAAUAUACGACGUCAUAAUGACGUUAUUCGCGGGUGCAAGAUCCCGUCAAUAAGACGUCAUGUUACGACGUCAAAAUGACGUGACACUCGUCGUUAAACUGACGUAAUUAUGACGUCAUUUUUACCAGUUUCUGCUAUCAGGGCGAAUUCACGGUCGCACCUCAAUAUUACUCUUCUCGUUAUGGCGAAAAACUACUUUUACCUAAACCACGGACAGAAUUCCUUAAGAAAUCCUUUAAAUAUAGAGGUGCCAAGGUAUACAAUGCCCUACCUUUGGACUUAAAAUUGUCUCCUACCAUAAACAAUUUCAAAACCAAAUUAUCAUCUCACUUCGGUGACCUGCUUAUGUAGCACCCCUUUGGUGUACUACAUAAUAUUUCCAGCUUAUGUAUUAUUUCUUUAUUUCAUGUGAAUUCUUAAAUAUCUUUAUCAUGUAUUACUUUUAUAUGUUUCAUUUCUUGAGAAUAUAAAAUAUAUAUUCUUCCUCCCAACUUAUAUCACAUUCACAUACCUACAGUGCAUGUGUUAUACAUCAUAAGGCUUGCCGCUUGCAGACCCUAUGAUAACACACCUUUGUCUUUAUAUUAACCUGUCUGAGCUAAACAAUGAAUGCUCAGAUUACUUCAAGUUUAAUGGGCCUUUGUGCUCUAGACUCUAGACACCUUCUUUGUCUGAAGAAGAAUUUCCCUCCAAAUUCUGUUUUGCACUCACCCCUAUAGUGGACUGAACUAGUCCAUUAUUUGUAUAGGUUAGUUUCAGAUUUGAAUAUUAUAUGUUUAUUUUAUAAAUUUUGACAUAUAAUGAGAUGUCUUAUUUUAAGUAUUAUGUUUUAUAUUAUAUUGUUGUAUUUACAAAUACAUAAGUAUUUGUGGAGUUUAGUCAAGUAGAAAUGACCAUGGAUCAACUCCUGGACUAUUACAUAAUAUCAAACACCCCCACAAGUUACAAUAUUGGAAGAGUCCGCUUUCUACUUCCAAGGGCGAUGUUCCUGUCUCAUCACAUUUUGCUUUUGGAGAUGGAGACAGAACAGACCUCCAAGAAUUACCUCUCAUAAUUCUUGUAUUUUUAAUUCCUGCUGUACAGGUAAGAUCCAACAGUCAUUUUCUACAUAUUAUUAUAUAAUUGUAAUAUUUAUUGUGUUUUAAUAUUAUUCAUGAAAUUUAUGAAUAAUUGAUUCCAGUUCCUUGUUGUAAUUUAAUAUUUGAAAUACAGUGUGUCUGAACUUGUUUGAAAGUUCAACACUUAUUGAAUAUUUAUACUUUGGCAUUUUCAAUAUGGCACAAGCCUUCAACCAAUGAAACUAUAUUGAUAUAUUCUUACUUUAUUAUAUUCCAUUAUCUCAACUAUUUCAUAACUAUUACAUUUGCUAUUUUAUUGAUAGUCGAAUAUUCAAAUAUCGAAAUGUAUUGACAAUAUUGUAAAGAAUGAUUUAAUUUUGAUCGAUAGUCAAUUUGACACAUUUUGCUUUUGGAGAUGGAGACAGAACAGACCUCCAAGAAUUACCUCUCAUAAUUCUUGUAUUUUUAAUUCCUGCUGUACAGAUUUCCAUUGACAUGAAUUGGCUCAUAAGCCAUCUCUCCAUCUCAUUGAGACCCUUAUAUAUAUAAUUUCAUUUUGUUUAGUUUACUAUAUAGUUAUUACUAUAUUUCAUUAUGGUUAGUUUAUUUAACUAGAAACAAAGUCAUUAUUCUAGUUGAUAUGAAGUUAACAACUCCAUUUAUAUGGAGCUCAUGAUAACGGUAUUAAUCAUUAUGUGACAAGUCGUCUCAUAUAUAUAUAUUGUAUAUAAUGUAAAUACGUUGUAUUAAUAAUAAAGGAAUAAUCAUCUUUUUCCUUUAAUCAAGUUAGUAAAGAAACUUUAUUUGAAUGUCUUUUUAUGUAGUUAUUAAGUAAGUAACAUAUUAACUGUUGAAUGCUUAUGACUGUGUGUAUGCUAUAAUAUGAUUGUGUAUGCAUGUGCUAAGGUUUAACUAUUUUUAGUAGUUUAUCGAUAUAAUAUUAAGUUCCACACCUAGUAGACCGACAGGUAGGGAAUAAAUACUGAUAUAGAUAUACAUUCCCUCUAUAUCAUUUGUAUUUAAUAUAUAAUUUAAAGUCUUCCGCUGCAUGUUAGUUGUAUUUAAAGAUCCUCCCCCUACCCGAAAAAUGUCGGUGCUACAAUUGGUAGCAGAGCGAGGUUUAUAUUUUUUUUUUAGUAGACUAUAAUAUUGCUAUGUCUUUGCAAUUGUUAGGUUUAUAAUUUGUAUGACCAAAGUGACAGUAUAAUCCUUUUGAUUAUCUUUUAAAUAAAUGGUAUUAAGGGAGAGAAGGUGUAAGUAUAGGUAUUGAGUGAAGAUACCUUUAGGAACUAGUAUUUGAAUUUUUACCACAGUUCAUUUUGUUCCAUUUGUGUGUGUUAUUGAAAAUCCUAUCUCUACACCAUUUAGCUCUAUUGUUUGAGUAAGAAGAUACUUCGUAGGAGUGCAUAACAGGUUACUUAGAAAAUCUAUUUUUGCAUUAUACUUUUGCUACAUUUGCGCGCUCACUUUUGGUUCAUUCAAUUUAGUGGAUAAUUAGGGUCUAGGUACAAGACUAUUCCUGAUCAGAUUUUGCUCCAUCAAUCUGUCAUCUACCCAGUUUGAUAAGGACAUUUGUUUUGAAUCCAACUCUUUGGUAGUUGAUUCUCUGUUGUUAGUUUUCUUUUUCUUCCUUUCUCUCUUUGUUUUCUAUUUUGAUGCUGUUUGCUUUUCAGGAGCACAGUAUUUUGGUUUUGUAUAUUUUGUCAUUUUUAACUUGACAUUGUUUGAAUUUUGUAUUUGAUAGAUAAUUUCAGGCAAUUAUCUUAGGACCCUGUUCAUUUUCAUAAUUUUCAUAUUUUGUUAGUUACAUUUCCAAUAUUGUUUGAUUUGAUUAGUUAAUCAUGGCUGAAGCUAAUGAUCUUGUUGGUACCCCCACCCCUUAUGAGGUCAAGGAGGAUUCGCCUCCUCCCUCUCCCUCAGAUACCCUGAGUGAUUUCCUCGCAGGGGCAGGGAUAAGUCUUGAUGAGUUGAAGCAUUUAGUUAGAGGGAGUUCUAAUAACUCUCAAGGAGGUAUCUCUUCCUCAGAGUCAUCCCAGAUCCGCUUGCCAAGGCUUGGCCUCUUCUCUGGAAGAGAACCAGUCAAGCAAGGCGAAGUGGACUGGGAGACAUUUCACGAUGUUGCAAGGGAAAUAGCCACUAUGGCUGGCCUGAGCGAACAAUCAAAACGUCGUGAAAUAGUGACUCGCCUCCUUUUACCUGCUAAAGACUUUGCUAAGCAAGUCGCGGCAGGUACCACCUCAAUCGAUCUACUGGCUUAUUUGGACAGCAUCUAUGGUGCUGUUCAAAACAACAACCUGCUGCUUCAGGAAUUCAUGGGAUUGGUCCAAGGUAAGGAUGAAAAACCAUCGGAUUUCCUAAAGCGACUACAAUUGAAGGUUAGUAGAUUAGUUGAGGUGGGGGAGUUCUCCCAUCAAGCAGCAACCCAAAAGUUGCUGGACAAAUUCAAGCUCGGAUGUCAUGACGAAUAUAUAUUGACAGUAACGAAUCUGCAUAACCAAAUCGUUGCUCCCCCUUUUCCUAAAUUAAUUAGUAUUAUAAGAGAGGCAGAAGCAACCAGGACUGCCAAGAGGGCCCAAUACAAACCCAACCCCAAAACAGCCCAUAGCUAUGUACAAUUUGAAAACAUGAGCUUGUAUCACACUGAGCAACAAAAAGAGACCCAGCCAAAACACAAUAAACCCCAGAAAAGCUCAAAUAAAGGAGCAUCUCCUUCCAAUAAAUCCAAAUAUCAUCCCUCCACAUCUCGUCCCAAAUCUUCCCCUCGAUGCCCAGUUAGGGUAAUCGUGUGCUUUAAGUGUGGUGAGUUUGACCACUAUCAAGGUGAUUGCGAAAACCCACCAAACGAAGAUCUCAAGAAUAGGAACAUGGCCAAAAGAGAGGAAAUUAUUAAGGCCUGGGAGGCAAUUAACAAGCCACAAACUGUUAGGAGUCCCCCAAACGAGUAAAGA